This is a messenger RNA of Ochotona curzoniae (black-lipped pika), 1747 nucleotides long. RefSeq names its product ring finger protein 207 (gene RNF207). The record is from RefSeq and is a predicted model, not a curated record. Gene Ontology annotation, molecular function: Hsp70 protein binding; transmembrane transporter binding; zinc ion binding. The transcript is spliced from 16 exons. Gene Ontology annotation, cellular component: perinuclear region of cytoplasm. Gene Ontology annotation, biological process: regulation of heart looping; regulation of cardiac muscle contraction. The coding region runs from base 1 to 1731 and encodes 576 amino acids. NCBI's taxonomy places the organism in Eukaryota, Metazoa, Chordata, Mammalia, Lagomorpha, Ochotonidae.
AUGUCGGGAGCUAUCUUCGUGCCUCUGGAAGGGCUGAGUGCCCUGGAUGUGGCCAGCGGCCACCUGCUCAUGUGCCCGCUGUGCCACACGCAGUACGAGCGCCCCUGCCUAUUGGACUGUUUCCAUGACUUCUGUGCUAGCUGCUUGCGUGGCUGCACCACCGAUGGCUGCCUCACCUGCCCGCUGUGCCAACACCAGACACUGGUGAAGGGGGCCAGUGGGCUCCCACCGCUGGACCGGCUGUUGCAGUUCCUGGUGGACAGCUCGGGGGAUGGCGUGGAGGCCGUGCACUGUGCCAACUGUGACCUGGAGUGCAGCAAGCAGGACGCCGAGACCACCUACUUCUGCAACACGUGCGGGCAGCCCCUGUGCGCGCGCUGCCGCGACGAGACGCACAGAGCUCGCAUGUUCGCGCGCCACGACAUCGUAGCCCUGGGCCAACGCAGCCGCGAUGUACUCCAGCAGUGCCCGAUGCACGCUGAACCCUACCUCAUGUUUUCCACGGACAAGAAGUCACUGCUGUGCAUCCGUUGCUUCCGGGACAUGCAAGGGGAGAGCAGGGCCCAUUGUGUGGACCUGGAGUCGGCCUACGUGCAGGGCUGUGAGCGCCUGGAGCAGGCGGUGCUGGCCGUGAAGGCCCUGCAGGCGGCCACGCGGGAGGCCAUCGCACUGCUGCACACCAUGGUGGAGGAGGUGCGUGGCAGCGCAGCUGAGGAGGAGGCCGCCAUCCACGCGCUCUUCGGCAGCAUGCAGGAAAGACUGGCCGAGAGGAAGGCCCUGCUGCUGCAGGCGGUGCAGAGCCAAUAUGAAGAGAAGGACAAGGCCUUCAAGGAGCAGCUCUCCCACUUGGCCACCCUCCUGCCCACCCUGCAGAUCCACCUGCUCAUCUGCUCCACCUUCCUUCGCUUGGCCAACAAGGCUGAGUUUCUGGACCUGGGCUAUGAACUGAUGGAGCGCCUGCAGCGCGUGGUCACGGGGCCACACCGCCUAAGGCCAGCACAGAGCAGCAAGAUCACCAGCGACUACCGCGCCGAGUUCGCGCGCUGCCUGGAGCCGCUUCUGCAGCUGGGGCCGCGCGGAGCGGCGGGCGCGCCGGGUGGCGCCAACACGUUGGGAGGAGGCUCAAGCCCCAAGGUGCUGAUAACAGCCAGCUGUCCCUCCCCGGGGAGAAAGCUGUCCAGGUCACCAGUGCCAAAGCCCACACUGCACCGCUCCGUGAGCACCAAGGCCCUGCUGGCCGAGGAUAUGCCCUUCGCGGAGCACUGCCGCCACUAUGAGGAAGCCUACCGGAGCCUACAGGGGGAGGUACAGAAUCUGAAGGACCAGGCCCAGGAGCUGCACCGGGACCUCACCAAGCACCACUCACUCAUCAAAGCCGAGAUCAUGGCCGACAUCCUGCAGCGGUCGCUGCAGCUGGACGCCAGGAUCGCCUCGGAGUACACUUCCACGGAGGGCAUGCGAGCCAUUUUCCAGGAGGUUUGGGAGGAAUGCUAUCAGCGGGUAGCCAAUGAGCAAGAGAUUUAUGAAGCCCAGCUCCAGGAACUCCUCCAGCUAAGGCAGGAGAAUGCCUGCUUGGCCACCAUCACCAAACAGAUCACGCCUUAUGUCCGUUCCAUCGCCAAGGUGAAAGAACGGCUGGAGCCCAGGUUCCAGGCACCUGCAGAAGAGGAGUCCGAAAAUUCCCCAACUCCAUAUGACGACAGCAGGACCGGGGAGACCGCGGCCAGGUGAAGCAGGGCUCUGCACC